AAAACUCGAACGACAAAGCGGAAAUGAAAAAACCCUAGUAGAGUAAAGCCACGCAUAUCAAUCUCUCUGUUUUCUCUAGAUCCCUUUUCGGUUACGACCGUUCACAUCGUGAAUUUAAUCCCCUGGGCGGGUUAUUGUCUCUUUCUCGAGCCGUUGUUUCGUGUUCUUCGGCUGAAAUCACUGGAUUCAGCGAUUCCUGGUGUGUGCAGGUGUUCAUUUGGAUUCGUACAGCAACCAGUAAAUUUUUGCAAGAGAUAUGGAUGACUGGGAAGAUGAGAAAAUCCCACCAAUUGCUGUGAAAGCUGAACCUAAAAAUAGUUGGGAUGACGAGGAUGUGGACGAGUCGGAUAUCAAGGAAUCGUGGGAGGAUGAAGAUGAACCCGCUCCGCCACCUGUUGUAAAGGCUGCUCCCGAGAAGGCUCCCAAGAAAGCAGCAGCUAAAGGGACCGACAAGAAGGGUAAAGAAGCUGAAGCUCCAAAAGAGGAACAGUUAGAUCCUCUUGCCGAGAAACUACGCCAGCAAAGGCUCGUAGAAGAAGCUGAUUACCGAUCAACUGCUGAACUGUUUGGAAAGAAGGAUGAAGAGAAAGACCUUGAUACCUUCAUUCCCAAGUCGGAAAGCGACUUCUUGGAAUAUGCUGAGUUGCUUUCACAUAAACUUCGAGCGUUUGAGAAAAGUUAUCACUAUGUCGGGUUACUCAAGGCAGUGAUGAGACUGUCACUGACCAACGUGAAAGCGGCAGACGUCAAGGAUGUUGCUUCAUCCGUCACAGCAAUAGCGAACGAGAAACUAAAAGCCGAGAAAGAAGCUGCCGGUAAAAAGAAGACAGGUGGGAAGAAGAAACAGUUGCAUGUGGACAAACCCGACGAAGAUGUAGUCGUUGAUCCUUACGACGCUCUUGAUGAUUACGACUUCAUGUAAAAACAACAACUGCCCGCCUUUUUUUUUCCGCACAUUUGAUCAGUCAGGAGAGCCAAGUUCAGAUCGCCGGUGGUUUAUAGUUCAAUAUAAGGAAACACAGUUUUGGAGAUAUUGUCUGUCAAUGUUCUCUUAAGCUUCUUAUUGCAGCGUUUGUGGAGGAGAGGGUUCGUGUUUUGCUUUUCUGUCUGUAUAACCCUUGGAAAGAUUUUCUUCCUCUUAAAGUGUGGCUUCAUGUUUCAGACCUUGUUAUAUCCUCGUCAACUUUUUCAGUUCAAGUUACUGUUCGAAUUGAGAUGCGUUGUUGUUUGUUA
Messenger RNA from Tarenaya hassleriana, 1233 nucleotides. RefSeq names its product eukaryotic translation initiation factor 3 subunit J-like. Gene Ontology annotation, molecular function: translation initiation factor activity. Gene Ontology annotation, cellular component: eukaryotic translation initiation factor 3 complex; cytoplasm. The coding region runs from base 257 to 922 and encodes 221 amino acids. Lineage: Eukaryota; Viridiplantae; Streptophyta; Magnoliopsida; Brassicales; Cleomaceae. The record is from RefSeq and is a predicted model, not a curated record. The transcript is spliced from 8 exons.